GGAAGAAUUGCUUCCGGCGUACCUGCGGUAUAAAACAUUCGUCGUGCGCCGGGAUGGACAGGCUCAAGGAUCCCUGUCUUGUCCCCCGCCUCUAUACCUUCGUCCCGAAAGUUAAAAAUGGUCCAGCCACAUGAACCCGAGUUCGAGCAGGCGCUCACCGAGCUCAGCGUCAGCUUGAAGCCUUUCCUCGAGGCGAACCCCGAAUACAAAAAGGCGUUCGAGAUCGUCCAGAUCCCGGAGCGAAUCGUCCAGUUCCGCGUCGUCUGGGAGGACGACCAAGGCCGCCCGCAGGUGAACCGCGGCUUCCGCGUGCAGUACAACUCCGCGCUCGGCCCGUACAAGGGCGGCCUGCGCCUCCACCCUUCCGUCAACCUCUCCAUCCUCAAGUUCCUCGGGUUUGAGCAGACGUUCAAGAACGCGCUCACGGGGCUGAACAUGGGCGGCGGCAAGGGCGGCUCGGAUUUCGAUCCCAAGGGCAAGUCGGACAACGAAAUCAGGCGGUUCUGCGUGAGUUUUAUGGCGGAGCUGGCUAAGCAUAUUGGGAAGGAUACGGAUGUGCCGGCGGGGGAUAUCGGGACUGGCGCGAGGGAGAUUGGGUAUCUCUUUGGUGCGUACCGCAGGCAAAGAGGGGAGUGGGUGGGUGUUUUGACGGGCAAGGGGGCGACAUGGGGUGGAAGCUUCAUUCGUCCGGAAGCGACGGGAUAUGGGUUGAUCUACUAUGUGGAACACAUGAUCGCCAAAGCCCAUCCCCACCUCUCCCUCACCAAGCCCUCCACCAAGGUCGCCAUCUCCGGGUCCGGUAACGUCGCCCAAUACACCGCUCUGAAGGUGAUCGAGCUCGGCGGCACCGUGCUCUCCCUCUCCGACUCUAAGGGCUCGCUGCUCAUCGCAGGCAAGGGCGAGAAGGGCGGCUUUUCGAAGGCGGAUGUGGAGAAGGUUAUGGACCUCAAGCUCAAGGGCGGCAGCCUGGAGUCGCUCGCGCAGGACUCGCGGUUCGAGUACGUCGCGGGCCAGCGGCCGUGGACGCUCCUGCCCAAGGUCGAUAUCGCGCUGCCGUGCGCGACGCAGAACGAGGUGUCUGGAGAGGAGGCCGAGGCCCUGAUCAAGGCUGGCACGAGGAUCGUCGCCGAGGGAAGUAAUAUGGGCUGCACGAUGGAGGCUAUCGAGGUGUUUGAGAACAGCCGGAAGAAGGGUGGUCCGGAUAGCGUGUGGUAUGCUCCUGGAAAGGCGUCAAAUUGCGGUGGGGUUGCUGUCUCUGGGCUCGAGAUGGCGCAGAACUCGCAGAGGCUGGUCUGGUCGUCCGAAGACGUCGACGCGAAGCUGAAGAAUAUCAUGACCGACUGUUAUAAGAUUUGCCUCGACGCGGGCUCGAAAUGGUCCGGCGAAGGCGACAAGAGCGCGCAGGGUGUCCUCCCUAGUCUGUUAAGCGGCGCGAAUGUUGCUGGGUUUAUCAAGGUGGCGGACGCCAUGAAAGCGCACGGUGAUUGGUGGUAAUUUAUUGAGUGUAGCAUCGUCCUGUGGACGCAAAAUGUACUUUUAGAACGGGUAUAAGUAGUGUAGACUUAGAAGGCUCACCGCCUGGCUUAAUUAGAACGGGAAUCCAUGGAUGUGCCUGCUUAUACUGAGGGGUAUACGCCAGCAGGGACAGUCAAUCGACGACAUAAUAUCGUCC
This is a messenger RNA of Gloeophyllum trabeum ATCC 11539, 1672 nucleotides long. RefSeq names its product NADP-specific glutamate dehydrogenase. NCBI's taxonomy places the organism in Eukaryota, Fungi, Basidiomycota, Agaricomycetes, Gloeophyllales, Gloeophyllaceae. Gene Ontology annotation, cellular component: cytosol. The transcript has 5 exons. The record is from RefSeq and is a predicted model, not a curated record. The coding region runs from base 118 to 1494 and encodes 458 amino acids. Gene Ontology annotation, molecular function: L-glutamate dehydrogenase (NADP+) activity.